GGAGAGGAGACUUUCCACUUCAGGACUCAGUGCUGACUCAAGCUGCUGGCACAAGAGCCCCAAAACCAAACUCAUGGCUUAGAGAGGUUCAUAGAAUAAAUCUGAAGGCUAAAUCUCCUUGGAGUCUCAGCAUCCUGGCAGGGCCAGAGGAAUGUCACAAUGCAGAGUCCCUCAGCCAACUUAACUGCAUCUGCCUACAGAAGCACACCCGUGUUUACAAAGGGUCUACAAAACAUAAGAGCUACAAAGGGUCAGUUGGUGGUAUUUGAAUGUCGCAUUCACGCUACACCCACCUUACAGGUUCACUGGUACAGAGAAUAUGAUCAGAUAAUAGAUUCUGCCGAUUUCCGAAUACUACGAAAAACAGAAGCUUGUUCAUCAGCUGUUCCUGAGGAAGUCUGCACCCUGGUUAUUACAGAAGCUUUUCCAGAAGACUCUGGGUUAUUUAAAUGUGUUGCUGAAAAUGAAUUUGGAUCUGCAGCAUCCAGUGCACGUCUCUCUGUUUCCCCAGGAGCAAAAGAGCCAGAAAGCUUUGCAGGUGCUGCCCACAGACCUGCUGUGCAAGUCCCCAUGAAGAAACCCACCUUCCCUAGGAACAGCCAAACCGGAGCCAAGGACCGGGACACAGCUGGUUUGCCAUCCUACAGCACCGAGACCCCGGGGAUGGGCUGUCGAGCAGAAGCCACAACCUUAAGCCAGAUGAACUCCACGAGCGAAGAUGGGGAUUUUCAUGGAGCUUAUGAGAAUUUGCCUCCAGCUUCACCUCUGCGGUAA
Cuculus canorus (common cuckoo) is the source of this 774-nucleotide messenger RNA. Its product is annotated as palladin-like. The record is from RefSeq and is a predicted model, not a curated record. The transcript is spliced from 7 exons. NCBI's taxonomy places the organism in Eukaryota, Metazoa, Chordata, Aves, Cuculiformes, Cuculidae. The coding region runs from base 160 to 774 and encodes 204 amino acids.